Messenger RNA from Symbiodinium pilosum, 1683 nucleotides. The record is from the annotation of a GenBank genome assembly. NCBI's taxonomy places the organism in Eukaryota, Dinophyceae, Suessiales, Symbiodiniaceae.
GCCAGUGGUCCCCACUUUUGCCCGGGCGGCCAUGUCCAGGCCAACUUCCGGGAGGGGGAGACGCCCUUUACCCUUGCGCCCUUCACCGGCUUCGUGGCUGAACUUCGGCUGCGAGAGGCCUGCGAUGUGAUGGUUGCCGCGUUGCAUGGCCUCGUGCAGGGUGGAGGCUUGGCCUUGGCGCAGGUGGCAGAUUUCAGGUUUGCGGAUGUAGAGACCACCUUUGCCAUAGCUAACUUGUCCCGGGGGGCUGUGCCUUGCAUCCUUUUGUCGAGAACUCUGGUUCUCGUCCUUCCUUUCUCUGCAGCCAUGGCUUUUUACUUGGAAGAUGCAAUUUGGGAUGCUCAGGGCAUUUUGGCGCUGGGGCUUGUGCAGGCUCUUUGCGCUUCACCUUCCAGUACGCGUGCGGCUGCCUUGGCCACCCCAAGCCAAGAGCGCAGCAACUUCUUCGCUCUCCGUUCUUUCCAUGCCUUGCGCGUGCCAGAUGCACACCGCUUUGCAGAGGAAGCCCGCGGCCUGCAGCUUUCCCUCAGCUGUGGCGAGGCUUUUCGAAACAUCCCCCUCCCUGCACCUCCAGCACCCCAGAGGCCUCCGUUUGCCGCAUCGCGUCACAAGGACAGUCAGCAGAGCCCGUUGGCAGUCGCGAGAGCCGAUGGUUGUCGUGAGAACUUUGCUAAGCCUGCUGGCGAGAAGUUGGAAGGCCGAGUUGGCUUUUUCAAGAGUUCCUGUGCAGUGACCUGGGACAAGAUCGACUUUCAGGCGGAGCGCCUGAAGGCCGCGAUAAACUCAGCUCGCUCCGUCACCUGGGCCCUUAGAUCUCCUUUGUCCUCGGCGUCCUCGGCCUGCCCAGCCCUGAAGCUCCCCCUCUUGCCCGAGCGGCCGCUAGAAACGGAGAAGUCCAAGGCGCCGCUUCCUGGCUCGAGGAGGCGGACCCAGCUCCUCAGUCGCGAGGCCUUCGCAGCGCUCCGGCGCCAGGGCCAAGGCCGCCAAAGCCCGGGAGAUCCUCCUUUUGCAGACUCUGUGUUUUGUGCGCCCUCGAACGCGGCAGCUGUUGAGGAUGUUUCGGUGAGAAGCUUUGCCGCUCCUUCGUCGGCACAGGGUUUGCUGUGCCUCUGCUUGCAGGGGAGCGGUCCACACUUCUGCCCGGGAGGCAAUCCGAGUGCAAGGUCCAGAGGAGAAUCGCCUUUCCACUCUGCUCCCUUUGCUAUGUUCCUAGCAAUUCUUCGGCUACAGGAGCUCGAUGUGAUCUCCGCAGCCUUGCAGGGAAUCGUCCUGGGAGGUGGCCUGGCCAUGGCUUUGCUUGUCGACUUUCGGGUGGUGGACAGCUCGGGGGAUGGUGCCCUGUAUGCUUCUGUCCUCCCACUGCACCUGACCCUGUCUGCUGCCAUGGACCUGUACCUCACCGAUGACACACAGACAGCAUUCUGGGCAGCCAUGACCUUGAAUGCUGCUGUGGCUCCUGCUGGUGAAAUCCGAGGCCAGGCCAUGGAGCAGCUGGUCCACGCCCAACAUCGCUCUCGAACUUUGCCUGGUCCUGAGAUUGUUGUGCGGUUUACCGAAGAGGCCGUGGCCCUCCGUUUGAGCCUGCUCAGUGAGACGAUCCUUGCACCUAUGACUGCCCUGCCGAACUUGGAGGCCAAUGUUGAGAUGGAGAUGCCUGUGGAACCUCCACUUUCAGAACCCUAG